Molecule: messenger RNA, 1893 nt
Organism: Saccharomyces kudriavzevii IFO 1802
Lineage: Eukaryota; Fungi; Ascomycota; Saccharomycetes; Saccharomycetales; Saccharomycetaceae
Gene: ATG7
Product: Atg7p
Exons: 1
Coding region: 1-1893 (630 amino acids)
Biological process (GO): cellular response to nitrogen starvation; autophagosome assembly; protein modification by small protein conjugation
Cellular component (GO): phagophore assembly site; cytoplasm
Molecular function (GO): Atg12 activating enzyme activity; Atg8 activating enzyme activity
Source: RefSeq, a predicted model, not a curated record
AUGUCGUCAGAAAAAGUUUUGAAUUAUACGGCACCCUUUAAAUCAUUUUUGGAUACUUCUUUCUUCCAGGAACUAUCGAGACUGAAGCUCGAUGUUUUGAAAUUGGAUUCAACGUUUCAGCCACUUGUUGUGAAUUUGGACCUUCGUAAUAUUCCAAAAUCUGCAGAUCAAGUUCCACUAUUCUUGACUAGCCGAGGCUUCGAAGAGAACAAUAACAGAUCUGACAAUGAAGUACCUGUACGGGGUAAAAUUCUCAACUUUAAUGUAUUAGAUGACUUUAGGAAAUUGGACAAACAACAUUUUUUGCGCCAAAGAGCCUUAGAGUGCUGGGAAGAUGGAUUAAGGGAUAUCAAUAACUGUGUUUCCUUUGCAAUCAUUAGUUUUGCUGACUUAAAAAAAUAUAGAUUUUACUAUUGGUUAGGUGUUCCUUGUUUCCAAAGACCUUCUUCAACAGUUGUACAUGUGCGGUCAGAGCCAAGUUCAGCAUAUAUCUGCACGAAAUAUCAAGAUUGGUUUGAUGCCAAUUAUUCAAAAUGGGUGUGUAUACUGAAUGAAAAUGAAGACAUAGUAAACUAUGACAAACAUAUUAUCGGAAAAACUAAAGUUCUGGCAGUGAGAGAUACAAGUACGGUGGAAAAUGUCCCUUCUGCUCUAACGAAAAACUUCCUAAGUGUGUUACGGCAUGAUGUCCCUGACUUGACAGAUUUCAAAUUGUUAAUUAUUCGACAAAAAGGAGGAAGUUUUGCGUUAAAAGUUACCUUUGUUUCCAGUGAUUCGCAAUCAUCACCAAGUAACCCAGAUAUGAAAGUUUCUGGAUGGGAAAAAAAUAUGCAAGGAAAGCUGGCGCCACGUGUUGUUGAUCUGGGCUCUUUGCUGGAUCCAUUGAAGAUUGCUGAUCAAUCUGUGGAUUUAAAUCUAAAGCUAAUGAAGUGGAGAAUUGUUCCUGACUUGAAUUUAGAUGUCAUCAGUAAUACAAAAGCACUGUUACUAGGUGCUGGUACAUUAGGUUGCUACGUUUCACGUGCAUUAAUGGCAUGGGGCGUUAGAAAAGUUACGUUUGUGGAUAGUGGUACAGUUUCAUAUUCAAAUCCUGUUAGACAGGCAUUGUAUAAUUUUGAUGACUGUGGGAAACCAAAGGCAGAGAUUGCGGCUUCUUCUUUGAAAAAAAUAUUUCCCUUAAUGGAUGCUUCAGGUGUGACAUUAAGUAUCCCUAUGGUUGGUCAUAAAUUAGUUAACGAGGAGAGUCAACAUGGGGAUUUUAAGAGGUUAAGAGCUUUGAUAAAAGGGCACGACGUUAUUUUCCUUUUGGUGGAUUCCCGAGAAAGUAGAUGGUUACCGUCAUUAUUGGGCAACAUGGAAAAUAAAAUCGUCAUCAAUGCUGCUUUGGGGUUCGAUAGUUAUUUGGUUAUGAGGCAUGGCAAUAGAUAUGAACACCUUUCAAAACAACUUGGUUGUUACUUCUGCCAUGAUGUAGUGGCACCAACUGACAGCUUGACUGAUAGGACUUUAGAUCAAAUGUGUACGGUAACUAGGCCAGGCGUUGCGAUGGUGGCUUCUUCUUUGGCAGUUGAAUUGAUGGCUUCAUUGCUACAAAUUAAAAGCGCAGCUUCAGGAACAUCUGUGUUGGGAGAAAUACCUCAUCAAAUACGUGGGUUUUUGCAUAAUUUUUCUACUUUGAAAUUAGAAACUCCAGCAUAUGAGCAUUGUCCAGCAUGCAGCCCCAAAGUGAUCGAAGCCUUCACUGAGUUAGGCUGGGAAUUUGUAAAGAAAGCAUUGGAAAACCCAUUGUAUCUCGAGGAAAUUAGCGGAUUAUCACUUAUAAAGCAAGAAGUUGAACUAUUAGGUAAUGAUGUUUUUGAAUGGGAAGGUAAUGAAUCUGAUGAAAUAGUCUGA